Messenger RNA from Clunio marinus, 3181 nucleotides. The record is from the annotation of a GenBank genome assembly. NCBI's taxonomy places the organism in Eukaryota, Metazoa, Arthropoda, Insecta, Diptera, Chironomidae.
CAUCAAUUUUAAUAAGUUUUUCAGUAGUUUUAAUCAAUCAAAAGUACAAUUUAAAACAGUAUUGAAUCUAUUAGCUAUGGACAGUAAUCAGGAAAACUCCCAAAAUACGGAAAAUAAGAUAUCAAAAUCGAAUUGCUACUGUGGAAAGGAAAGAAACCUUAAUAUCAUUGAAGUAUCAUGUUCACAUUGUGGAAAAUUCUUUCAUGAGUCAUGUAUAGGCUACCAGAUGGGAAAACUUCUAGCCUUCUCUCAAAAUUAUCUUUUUACUUGUAAAUUUUGUUCUCCCACCGGACUUGAAAUUUAUAAAAGAAUUUCAUCGUCUCCACAGCAAAUGUGUAUUACUACAAUCGCUAAUCUUCAGAGGAAAUCUGUGAAAGAUGGAAAUCUUCGGUAUUUCUUCAGUAAAGAUAAAGAAAUUAUUCCUUUUAUUGAUGCUUAUUGGGAAUCAAUCACAACAAUUGCCCGCAAACAAACAACCGGCUGGUACGCAACAAUACUGAAAACUCUUCAAUCACACACAGAUCUUUUUGUCUGUCAAGAUAUCGAGGGUGAUUUAUCAUUCGGCUUAAAAAAUCCAGAUCUCGAAAUCAUAAAACCAUCCUAUGAAAAAUUAAAUCAAAAAGACGACGAUAAUUUAAUGGAGAGUUUUGAAAGUAAUCAAAAUAAAGUUGGCCGUCAACAAAAACGAAAGUUUACGGGUUUAAAUGAACCAGCAACGGGGCCGACAGGGAAGAAAGGUCGACCCAACUCAGAUAUCGGAGCCAUUGUGAAGUUACCAGCUCAUGGUUAUCCACUUGAACAUCCUUUUAACAAAGAUGGUUAUCGUUACAUUCUUGCUGAACCUGAUCCACAUGCACCUUUUCGUCAAGAGUACGACGAAAGUCCAGAUUGGGCUGGAAAGCCAAUUCCCGGUUGGUUAUAUCGAGUUUUAACACCAAACGCUGUUCUCGUUGCGUUGCAUGAUCGAGCACCACAAAUGAAAGCUUCUGAAGAUCGUUUGUCAAUAAUUGGAGAGAAAGGUUUUUGUAUGGCUCGUUGUACGCAUUUUGUCACUCGUGGUUCAUGGUAUUGGGAAGCGACAAUUGAAGAUAUGCCAGAAGGAUCAGCAACAAGGAUUGGUUGGGGACAAGAAUACGCAAAUCUUCAAUCGCCACUUGGCUAUGACAAAUUUGGCUAUUCGUGGCGGUCACGGAAAGGAACAAAAUUCCAUGAAUCGCAUGGGAAACAUUUCAGUAAUGCUUAUGGUGAAGGCGACACUUUGGGAUUUCUAAUUAUGUUGCCAGAACAGGAAGGCGCACGUUACAUCAAUAAUACUUUCAAGGAACGUCCACUUGUGAAGUUUAAAAGUCAUUUGUACUAUGAAGAUAAAGAUAAAGUCAGCGAUACGCUCAAGAAUCUUAAAAUUCAUCCCGGAAGCAAAAUUUAUUACUUCAAAAAUGGAGAAUGCCAAGGCUUAGCUUUCGAGAAUAUUUAUGCUGGCGCUUAUUAUCCUUCAAUUUCAAUCCAUAAAAGUGCUUCAGUCAGGUUGAAUUUCGGUGCGAAUGGAUUCAAAUAUCCUGACAUAUUAAACGAAUAUAAAUGUAAACCAGUAAAAAUAGUUUCAGUUCAGAUUUUAUUGUCAAAGGAGAAGCUUCUUGAAAUGGUUUCAGUUAUUUUGUUAGCUGUCGUUGUUAUUUUAUUUCUUUAUAAAACAUACAAAUAUGUGAUGUAUCGGCCAGAAAACUUUCCACCAGGUCCACCACGUUUACCAUUAGUUGGAAGUUAUUUAUUUCUCCUUAUGUUAGAACGGAAGAAUUUACACGACCUUGCUUUGAGAAUGUGCAAAUAUUAUAAAUCUAAUGUUAUUGGUUAUUACUUCGGAGGUAAUACAAAAGUUGUCACGGUGACAAGCUACAAGCUAGUGAAGGAAGUUUUGCAAAGGCCUGAAUUUGCUGGACGCAAUGAUAUUAUAGUUUUACGAUUACGAGAACGAAAUUUCAAAUUGAAAGGAAUGUUUUUUAUUGAUGGAGAUUUUUGGCGUGAUCAAAGGAGAUUUACUUUAAGACACUUAAGAGAUUUUGGAUUUGGAAGACGCUUCAAUGAUUUUGAAGCUGAAAUGCGAGAAGAAAUUUUGGAUUUCAUUCAAAUGAUUAAAGAUGGACCACGAUACAAGCAUGAAGAAAAGUUUAUGAAAGGAAAUGGCCGAUUAAAGUUUCCUUAUUCAACAACUGCAACGAUGACAAAUUGUUUUCUUCAAGUGUCAAUGGGUCAACGAAUAAAUAGAGAAGACCAAGCGAAGGCAUUUAAAGGAGCUUCUGGUUCUUUUGGAUUUAUAAGGAACACGGAUGAAUUAGGAAAUUUUAUUAGCAUUUUUCCUUGGCUACGUCACAUUAAUUCAAGAAUUUCAAAAUAUAAAAACUUGAGGGAUGCUUCUUUAAUACUUUACAAUUUCGUCGAAGAAAUUGUCAAGAGGGAAAUUGACACAUAUCAAGAUGGGCACACGAGACAUUUUAUAGAUGUUUAUUUAAAUGAAAUGAAGAAUGAAGAACAAAAAUUGAUUGGAUUUGAUUAUGAUCAACUUGUAAUGUUUUGCCUUGAUAUGAUUUUUCCUGCAAGUUCUACACUUCCAAUUGUCAUAAGCUUUUUAGUACGGCAACUUACGAACAGACCAGAAAUUGUUGCAAAAUGUCAAGAAGAAAUCGAUUUCAUUGUUGGAAAUGGAAGACUACCAGGACUCGAUGAUAGGGAUUGUCUUCCUUAUUGUGAAGCAACUAUUAGAGAAUCAAUGAGAAUGGAUACAUUUGCACCUUCUUCUGUGCCUCAUCGUGUUAUGGAGGACACAUAUUUAGAUGGAUUCUUUUUGCCUAAGGAUACAGCAAUCUAUGCAAAUAUUCAAUCCGUUCACAUUGAUCAAGCACUUUGGAAAGAUCCAGAAAAUUUCAGACCAGAACGUUUUCUAAAUCACCAUGGAAAAAUUAAUUUGAAGAAAGAUUUUUCUUUUCCUUUUGGAAGUGGAAAAAGGCUGUGCAUUGCUGAAACCUUUUCAAGAAACACAAUGUUCCUAUAUACUACAGCAUUACUACAAAAUUUUAAUUUCAAACCUGAUCCUGUUUUUGGAAUGCCAAGUCUGAGUGAAGAUGAGUGUGGCACUGGUUCAGUUCGUUAUCCUAAAGACUUUUGGGUGCAACUAGAACCACGAUAA